Iphiclides podalirius (scarce swallowtail) is the source of this 471-nucleotide messenger RNA. NCBI's taxonomy places the organism in Eukaryota, Metazoa, Arthropoda, Insecta, Lepidoptera, Papilionidae. The record is from the annotation of a GenBank genome assembly.
AUGGAGCGCACACUACAAUUGGGGUUACUCGAGACGUCCGACUCGCCCAGCGCGCAGUGGCACAGCGAUCGCCGCGCACGCACCAUGUCGGCCGCUCUCUUCACGCGCAAGGAGCUCGAGGGCCGCAACACUCGCGACGACGCCGUCAUCGUGAUCGACAACGUGGUCUACGACGUCACCGCCUUCUUGGACGACCACCCGGGCGGCAUGGAGGUGCUGCUCGACAACGCGGGCAAGGACGCGUCGCAAUGCUUCCACGACGUGGGCCACAGCGACGACGCGAAGGAGUGGCGCAAGAGGUUCCAGAUCGGCGAGGUGGUGGCGGAGGAGAGGCUGGAGCCGUACCGCCGCCCCACGCACGACGCCGACCAGCCCCGCGACGAGCUCACGCUGAGCGGCAUCCUGCAUGUGUGGGCACCGCCGCUAGUGCUCUCGGGAAUAGCGAUACUCACCUACGUGUUCCUACUGUCC